CUUUAGCUGCAACAUCGAGGGGAAUUUCCUCAGCUCUGUGCUAGACUCUGGGGAUGAGCCAUUGACUUGCUUAUAUUAAAGCGCUGCGCGUGUCAAGAGGGGUGUUGUACCUAUAUUUGACCCUUACAUAUACCGUAUAACUCAGAGCUCUCAGAUCGGGAACUCUGUGCGUCUUGAAGCCCUGCGUUGUCCUCGCAAACCUAGAAACUCUCAGUAACUCUCAGAGAGCCUCCCUCAGCUUUCCCGGUUGCGACUUUUUUUUAAGGUCAACCUCUACAUGGGUAGCCAACAUACACACCAUAUAUCUCGGAAACAUACCUAGGAUUAUAAUGGCGCGAGGCGAAGACAAUAACGGCACAGUGGCCAUGCCCCGACUGGAGGAUAUCCUUCGGUACCCGGAAGAUCUUGACAAGAUUGUGGCCCUGAAAGCUGAGUACUCGCGGAAGAAAGGCGCUGUUGAUGCACAGCUGCGCGAGGGGCUUAGGGACCAGCUCGAAUCCGUUCAACGCAGUAUUAACGCUCUCACCGAGGGUCAGCGGCAGGUGUCCAAGACCAAGGACGAGCUGCAAGGCAUCGACAAGCUGUGCGCCGAGUCUCAAAAUAGUGUGGAGGACUUCUCUCAGAUUGACAAAUUAGCCAAGGUGCAACGCAAUUUUGAGGCGACACUGAUGAUGAAGAAAGGACUGGAAACGUUCAGCGAGAACCUGGCGGUUGUCGAGGAUCUCCUGCGGGAGGACGAUGACGACCUGGAGAAUCAGCCCAACCUGUUGAAGGCUCAUAUGCAGAUCUCCCGACUGCGCGACUUCCGGGACGAGGCCAUGGAUCAGAUACGCAAGGCGCAGGAUCCGAGUAGUGAGCAGACGCUGGGGGACUUUUUCCAGGGCUUAGAUUCCGUCAUCGACUGGUUCGAUGAUCAUCUGGGGACGGCCUGCAUGAAUCUUAUUCCGUUGGUACAAUCAGAUAACCCGGGCAUGGUGGUUCGGUUGGCGGUGGUUGUAAUGAACGAGGAGAAGAACGAUGAGACCGUCCGUGCUCUACAAGAGGCGCAGAAGGACCACCAGGACCUGGCCGACCGGUUCAAAUCCAUGAACGUGGGCCCCAAGACCGUGCGGGGCUACAAAGAGAAGUUCCUGAAAGCUAUUGAGUUUUAUGCACAAAAUCAAUUCGAAGAGACCAAGGAGGAGUUUCUCUCGAACCCCGACAGUCUGGACAAAAGCUUUCGAUGGUUCUUCAACGAUCUGUACACCGUUCAGCAAGGCAUGCAGCCGCUGAUGCCGAAGAAGUGGAAGAUUUACAAGACAUACACGGACAUUUAUCACCGCAUGAUUCAUGAUCUCUUCAUUGAAAUGAUCAACGACUCGGAACUGCCGGCUGACAACCUGCUCGCCAUUAUACACUGGACGGAGAAGUACUACAAGAAAAUGGCCAAGCUUGGCUGGCAACAAUCCGACCUUCAGCCCAACCUUCUCGACGACCGGGAGCCCGAGCUCAUCCGGCAGUGGCAGAACAUCAUCAUCCGUGCCGUGGAGGAAUGGACAAACCGGAUUGCUGAAACUGAGAGGAAGAAUCUCGUGGAGAGAAUUCCCGAUUCCCUGGAUACCAACCCAGAAGGCUGCUUCCGCACCAAGACCCUCCCCGACAUGUGGCGUAUGCUCCACGAGCAGAUCAUGGCCUCGGGGGCCUCCUCGCGUACGGACGUUGUGGAGGGUAUCAUCGAUGCCAUGUUCGCGGUGCUAAAGAGCCGCCAGACGGCAUGGCAGGUCCUCGUCGACGAGGAAUGCGCUAAGUACAAGGCGCCCGGUGGCGAUCAGCUCGACGGCCUCCAGCUGCUGCAGGACUGGCUCAUCGCGAUCGCGAACGACCAAAUCGCCUGCAUCGACGACAACGAGGAGACGGGUCAACUGGGCUACUUGACGCGGUUCAAGCGCGACUUCGAGACGAUCGUAGACCCCAAGUACAUGGCGGCGCGGGCGAUCCCGGAGUUGGAAGCGCUGCGCGACGGGUACGUCGACCUCAGCACACACUGCCUGAACCAGUUCGUCGAGCUCAUCUUUGCCGUCGACUUCCGCACCACGAUCCCGGACUUUUUCACCCAGAAGUGGUACGGCGACUUCGCCAUCAAGCGCAUCACCUCCACUUUCGAGGACUAUAUGGCCGACUACACCCCGGUCCUCCACCCGUCCCUCAUCGAUAUCCUCGUCGAGGAGCUCUCUGACGAGCUCCUGGUCCGCUACCUCUCGUCCGUGCGCAACCGCGGCGUCAAGUUCCGCCACCACACCGAUCCUUACACCGAAAAGUUCAAGGAUGAUGUCCUUACCGUCUUCGCUUUCUUCCAGAACUACCCGGACUCCUUCGCCGGCACCAUCAAGCAGAAAUGGCGUCUGGUCGACUGGCUGGUGCGCCUGCUCGAGGCCGAAAAGGGUCCCGCCCUCGUCGCCGUCUACGAGAGUUUCAAGACUGAGUACUGGGACCUGCAGCUCUCGUGGGUCGAGGCUGUCGUGCGCACCAGGGACGAUUUUGAGCGGAGCAUGAUCAGUGCCAUCAAGGCCAAGGCGGCGGAGUUGUCCGUCGAGCGCGGCAUGGAGACGCUCAUGAGCAAGCUUCGGUGACUUUGCUGAAUGUCAUGUGUCUGGUUGAUUUCUGUGCCAUGGAAGAGGGUGGGUAUCAUUAUGUCCAUUCAGUUUGAUGUCUGUUUCCCAGCGUGGCGUUUGGGUGUCCGCCCCGGAGUUGGUUUUGGGUAACUAACUGGUCUUGAUUAUGAACCACCUUAUAAAUGCAAA
Aspergillus saccharolyticus JOP 1030-1 is the source of this 2780-nucleotide messenger RNA. Its product is annotated as SNARE-binding exocyst subunit SEC6. Lineage: Eukaryota; Fungi; Ascomycota; Eurotiomycetes; Eurotiales; Aspergillaceae. Gene Ontology annotation, molecular function: SNARE binding. Gene Ontology annotation, cellular component: exocyst. Bases 330 to 2609 code for a protein of 759 amino acids. The record is from RefSeq and is a predicted model, not a curated record. The transcript has 3 exons. Gene Ontology annotation, biological process: exocytosis; exocyst localization.